UUUGACCUCUUCAUGCACCACGACAAUAACGACGACUACGGCACGUACGACGACCUCGAUAACAACAGUCCCAGUGAGGAUGACAACGAGGGCGAUGCCGAGUUUCAGCGCAGGCUAAUGGAGCUCUCAGAGGAGAUAUACCGGGAGGAGGAAGAGGGAAGGUUGCGGGCAGCGCUUGGUGUGAUCAGCGCGAGUUAUGCGGAGGGACGACGGCUCUGAGCAGAGCAGAGGAAUCCAAGCCGUCUUUACCUGACGCGCCCCCAAUUACUCCCUAAUCCGCGUGUUGCUACACCGUGGCAGAUCCUGUACGACAGCAGAAACAAUCGGGCAUUUAUCACAACAAUGGGUGUCGACGUCAACACGUUUGUGUACAUCAUUGAGUCCGGUUUUGCCUCUACAUGGUACAGCACCCCCAUCCCCCAAACGGACACUGAUGCAGCCGGGGACUCUCGACCAGGAGCACGAUCACUUGACGCCAAUGGCGCCCUGGGUCUUGUCCUCCACUACCUCAGCUCGACCAUGCAUGAGAUCAGCCUACAGCAGAUUUUUGCCAUCAUCCCCUCCACUGUUUCCCGCUACAUCACCUUCAGCCUCAACAUCCUCCAUGUUGUGUUAAGGAAAAUCCCUGAAUGCCAAAUCAGGUGGCCGUGCACGCAGGAGGAAUUUGUUGCGUACAAUGCCCUCAUCAUUGUCCAACACCCUCGACUUACGGGAGCGUUUGCGAGCAUUGAUGGGUUGAAUCUACCAGUUCAGACUUCGGCGGAUGCAGAGAUCGAGAAUGCCACUUACAAUGGAUGGCUUUCUGACCACUGCGUGAGUAAUAUCCUUGUCUUUGCACCUGAUGGCCUAUUUAUGACAAGCUUCUCACUCGGACUCCCGAUGGCUUCUACCUGGUGGCUGACACAGCAUUCCUGCACGGUAACGCGCAAAUUGAUGGCAGGAUCUGUGCUCCCAUUAAGACUGGGCAGCGCAUAAACGGGACACAAGCAGAGAUUGAAGAGAAACUCGCAUUUGAUCGAGAACUGCUCUCAUAUCGCCAGACAGCUGAAUGGGGAAUGCGAACAGUACAGGGCUCAUUUGGACGUCUCCGUGUCCCUCUGGAUAUCAACAACACCAAGGCGCGCGCAAACCUCAUCGAGGUUUGUCUUCGACUGCAUAAUUUACGUGCGGAGCACGUUGGACACAACCAAAUUCGGUCAGUCUACAUGCCAGUUUGGACAGAGGCCAUGGAGGAUACAAGACUAUGGUCGGAUUUUGGAGAUGUGAUGUUCUCAGAACAGCGGAGGAAUGAUCGUGUUGCUAGAUUCCAUAACUUUCCUGUUUAUGAAGAUGUAUAGAGCAUGAAUUGUAUUAACGAGCGACACAAGUUGGAUUGUAA
This is a messenger RNA of Mycena citricolor, 1378 nucleotides long. The record is from the annotation of a GenBank genome assembly. NCBI's taxonomy places the organism in Eukaryota, Fungi, Basidiomycota, Agaricomycetes, Agaricales, Mycenaceae.